Oncorhynchus kisutch (coho salmon) is the source of this 416-nucleotide messenger RNA. Its product is annotated as spexin. Gene Ontology annotation, molecular function: neuropeptide hormone activity. NCBI's taxonomy places the organism in Eukaryota, Metazoa, Chordata, Actinopteri, Salmoniformes, Salmonidae. The record is from RefSeq and is a predicted model, not a curated record. The transcript has 5 exons. The coding region runs from base 57 to 416 and encodes 119 amino acids.
UUCCACUUGAAACGGAUCUCUACUGGCAUUACAGGGAUCUAAUAUCCUCCGUCGCAAUGAAGGGUGUGAGGACUAUUACAGCUUAUGCACUUGCUCUUUUACUUCUGGUAACGCUCGUCUCCCAUUCGUGGAGCGCACCGAAGGGCAGUUUCCAGAGGAGAAAUUGGUCACCUCAGGCAAUGCUGUACCUCAAGGGCACCCAGGGACGGCGGUUUAUCAGCGAGGACAGGAAAGAGGGAGACGUAUAUGACACAUUACAUUUAGAGACUCGGAGUCAAAACACAGAGAAACUCAGUGUGAACCAGGCAGCCACAGUCCUGCUCAAUUUCCUGCAGCAAGCCAAGGAGGAUGGAGAAGAAAAUCCUGAACAGCUGUACUUUCAAGACUUGCCGGCAUGGAAAAGAGAGUACUUCUGA